Erpetoichthys calabaricus (reedfish) is the source of this 3207-nucleotide messenger RNA. RefSeq names its product hepatic sodium/bile acid cotransporter-like. Gene Ontology annotation, cellular component: membrane. The coding region runs from base 189 to 1202 and encodes 337 amino acids. Lineage: Eukaryota; Metazoa; Chordata; Cladistia; Polypteriformes; Polypteridae. The transcript has 6 exons. The record is from RefSeq and is a predicted model, not a curated record. Gene Ontology annotation, biological process: bile acid and bile salt transport. Gene Ontology annotation, molecular function: bile acid:sodium symporter activity.
GCAUAUAAAGUUAAGUGCAAAGGCUAAUAGCACCUUGGCUGUACUCCUGCCUGGUGUUUAACCCCGAUCAAUUAGUGCUCACCUUGCAAAAUAAAGUUAUUUAAAGGGGGGAUUCAGAGUGCACCAACCCUCAGUGCUACUGAACACGGCGAAAGACUAAAGGUACCCAUCAGCCAAUACACUCUGCCAUGAACUCCACCGACUUUCCCAAUGUCAAUGUUAGUAGUAACUCCACCAUGGUUUUGUUUCCUCCACUUGUGGACAAAAUUGUUAAUGGCAUCACCCUCCUCAUCUUGUUCAUUACUAUGGUGUCACUGGGGUGCACCAUGGAGAUCUCCAAGAUCAAAGUUCAUAUUGUCAGGCCAAAGGGAGUGGCCAUUGCUGUUCUGGCUCAGUAUGGAGUUAUGCCACUUACUGCAUUUUUUUUGGCAAAGCUCUUUCAGCUUAAAGACAUUGAAUCUGUGGCAGUGCUGAUAUGUGGGUGCUGCCCUGGGGGCAACUUGUCAAAUAUCUUCUCUCUGGCCCUCAAAGGAGACAUGAACCUCAGCAUUGUCAUGACCACCUGCUCCACCGUGCUGGCUUUAGGAAUGAUGCCGCUCCUUCUCUAUCUGUACUGCAAAGCUCUCAUUCCUAACGCAGAGAGUGUCAUUCCCUACACAGGCAUCAUCGUCGCUCUCCUCAUGACGAUAGUCCCAUGUGCAAUUGGGAUCUUCAUCAAUGCCAAGGUUCCACGCUACUCCAAGAUCAUUACAAAGAUUGGAGUGAUCCUGAUGUUGAUAGCCACAGUUGUCAUUGGUGUCAUUGCUGGAAUGAAUAUUGGUGCAGAAGUCUGGACAUUGCUUUCUCCUCGACUGAUCGGUACCUCUGCCUUCAUGCCACUCAUUGGAUACUUCCUGGGCUACUUCCUGUCAGGCCUGCUCUGCUUGAAUGACCAGUGCAAGAGGACAGUUUCCAUGGAGACCGGCUGUCAAAACACCCAGCUGUGCACGGCAAUCCUCAAGGUGGCCUUCCCGCCAGAGCUGAUUGGCAGUUUGUUUCUCUUUCCGCUCAUCUACAUCCUGUUCCAGGCAGUGGAAGCUCUGAUAUUUAUUGUGGUGUUCCGAUGUUAUGAAAAGAUCAAGUCAAAAAUGAAUAAUCCAAAAACCAAUGCGGACAACAAGCUGAAGGAAGUCAAUCUGGUGCAACAUUUAAUAGAGAAAUAAAGCCAGAAAAAGAAUAGAAGGUGCUGGAGACAGAUUGGUUUGUAACUAUCAUCAGUUCCUGCUUCAUAUCCUUUAAAAACUGGUAUUCAAGGCAAACUGUAUGCCACCUAGCAACUCUGCAUCCAAACAGGUACAUUACUGGUGCACCGGAUGAGGCCUGGGCCUCACUCAUCUCUAAGAGUUGACUCUACAGUACACAAGGGUUAACUGUUCAGCUACUUGGAGUACUGUCUCAAUGUCAACACCCCAUCCAAAGCUCAAGUAGAGGAGAAGUAAUGUCCUUUCAAUGCCAGUGGAAAACAAUACACAAAAAGUUCCAAUUGAACAUUGUGAUCUUAAACCCUUCCUCCAAAUUAGAAUGCAUUGUGUGGCCAUGCCUUGAUUUAAAGGCAGAAAAGCAGCCAAAAUCUUGCUCUUCUGCAAGUUCCAUAAAAUUUGUCAUCUGAAUCAAGAUGCCCUGCUGCCUCACCCUCCAUGAAAGAAGCCUUUACCACUUUCUUGCAGAACACGGAGAGAAGAAUCGAAACAGUGCAAGAAUAUACUGACCUGUACUACAUUGGAUAGCACUUUAACGAAGUGAGCACCUGAAGAAAAUAUACUUGGCUUAUUAAUAAUGUACAAUUAUAAUAAAUUGGCUUUAACUGGUCUGCCCCAAAAGCUAAGAUCUCAUUUCUAAGUAUGGCAGGCAUCAUGUUGACCAUCAGAUAAAGUACACCCAGACCAGGCUUUAAGCCAGCACUUCAUAAUGUGUUUAGAAGCGGUAGAGAGGCGCUACGCUCAUAGGCCACCAAGAGUCAGCCAGACUGUAAAGUUUUCACAAAAGUUCAGUGCUGAAAAUUUGGGGAAUAAGGACAUCUGUUUAGUCUGGUACAUUGUUAUGGUCGCGUUCACAAGUGUUUUUAUUUUUCACAAAAUCAAGCUUUUGGCAUUGCAGGUUAUUUCAAAUUUGACACUGUUGAAUACUUACUUGGAAUUUCUACAGUCAGGUGGCAUGAACCUUUUAAGUAAUUAAAAAUAACAAAUGCAACUCUGAAGCUCAUGGAACGUACGGUGCUCUUCAAAAUUCCUACUAUUAUUCUGAGAACAUGCAAAAAUAACUUCCCUUUUUUUGUAAAAAUGGCCAUGCCAUCUUCUUGUAUAGAGCAGUGUGCAAGCGUAACUAAUGGCAGAAGCCAAGUAUGGAUCGGGUGCCAGGUUUGUCUUCACAAAGGAAAGGAAAAAUGAUACAAAAAAGAGAUUAUGAUAGUCAGAUUAGCAAUAUACAGUACAGUCUGGAAUUUGAAGAAAUUUGUAAGACCACAUUUUUUUGUAUCUAACUGUUUGCGCCAUUAUAUUUACUGUAUUUAAAGAAAUGACUAUUGUUAUAUACAGGAAAUACAUGUUUGAUGUAUGUCUAACAUAUGUACAAGAGUAAAGUUGCUUUUUAUGCAGCAAAGUGAAAUUAAAAUGUUAUUGUUUGUAUGCAGCAAGCAGAUCUAGUAAUAACAGUAAAAGGUGACAAGAAACCGGCAGUCUGAGCAGAAACAAGCUACCUAAAAAUCCUUGUAGGAUGCUGGCUAGUAAAGCAUGUUGUAUGGCAUACAAGGUCUUCUUUCUGUGUUACAAAGGGGGGCAAAGCUUGUAGGGAAUUACCCAAGAAGGCUUUAAGCUGCCAAAGGAUCUUCUACAAAGUUCUAAAUUUAGGAGUCUGAAUAUGUCCAUGAAUGAGUCAUUUCAGUUUCUCAUUUGUAAUGAUUUUGCAAACCUUUCUGAAAACAUGUUUUCACUUUGUCAUUAUGGAUUAUUGAGUGUAGACUGAAUGGCAAUAACAAUAACGUGUGCAGAAAGUGCAUGGCUCUGAAUAAUUUCUGAAUCCUCUGUACUUUUCAGCCCUCCUUGUGUCUCCUUCAGCACUGUGUGUUUUUGUUUUUUAUUCUUCUUGUUUCAGUCAUUUUUUUUUACUUCAUGCUAUAAUUUAGCCUCUCUUGUUAAUAAAAAGCCAAGUGAUGUUGUGCGCUGUUAAUGA